This is a messenger RNA of Trichosurus vulpecula (common brushtail), 648 nucleotides long. It is a transcript of the gene EIF4EBP3, whose product is annotated as eukaryotic translation initiation factor 4E binding protein 3. Bases 23 to 334 code for a protein of 103 amino acids. The record is from RefSeq and is a predicted model, not a curated record. The transcript has 3 exons. Gene Ontology annotation, cellular component: cytoplasm. Gene Ontology annotation, molecular function: eukaryotic initiation factor 4E binding. NCBI's taxonomy places the organism in Eukaryota, Metazoa, Chordata, Mammalia, Diprotodontia, Phalangeridae. Gene Ontology annotation, biological process: negative regulation of translational initiation.
UCCUCCUCGCCACCAGCUCAUCAUGUCCACGUCCACUAGCUGCCCGAUCCCUGGGGGCCGGGACCGGCUGCCCGACUGCUACAGCACCACGCCCGGGAGCACGCUGUACGCCACCACCCCGGGAGGAACUAGAAUCAGCUACAAUCGAAAAUUCCUGCUGGAAUGUAAGAACUCACCCAUUUCCCUGACACCACCUGGCUACCUCCCCGAGAUCCCUGGGGUCACUGGGGUCACUGUCCCAACACAGGCCCCACUGGCCAAACUGGAGGAAUUAAAGGAGCAGAAAGAAACUGAAGAGAUCCCAGAUGAGGCACAAUUCGAAAUGGACAUCUGACCCUGUUAACACAAGAAUUCUGCCCCAGCCCGUGUGCUACUGCCAGGUGGCUCUUCUUACUGCAACAAGCAGGGCCUCGACUUCCCCAGGCAUGCGAAAAGCUUGUUAUUUCUAGUGGCUCCUUCAGUUCUCAGAAGUGACUGAGCCCAAGGUGAUGGGGGAGGGAAGGUUCAGAUUUGGGGUGUGGGUAGGAGAAGGUGCUGUUCUGGUGGCCACAUGGAUUUGGAAGUUCCUUGCUGAGCCCUUAAUAGCCAAUUUUAUCUACUGGGUUGUGGGAUUGGAUGCUGCACCCUGUCAAUGCUUAAUAAACACAA